AUGAAGACAUUGGCAAUUAUCUUGCUAGUGGUUUGUGCCGUCGUGGUUACGGUACCAGUGGAGGGUCGGAAUGUCAUAGAUUACGGUGUCAUUAACGAAUGCUAUGGUCCUAAUCCUCCUCCGGGAUGCCAUCCUCCAGGCGCUAAGAACCGUGUUCCCGCUAACGACUACCACCGUGGCUGUACUAAAGUUAACCGUUGCUACCGAGAAUGA
Messenger RNA from Eutrema salsugineum, 213 nucleotides. Its product is annotated as protein RALF-like 11. The coding region runs from base 1 to 213 and encodes 70 amino acids. The transcript has a single exon. NCBI's taxonomy places the organism in Eukaryota, Viridiplantae, Streptophyta, Magnoliopsida, Brassicales, Brassicaceae. The record is from RefSeq and is a predicted model, not a curated record.